AUGACUUACCAGAGGCCUGGAAAGUUCCGUCCUGCUCCGACGGAGCACAGUGCAGAGUGGGGUGGGAAGAUCACGGGUGCUAGUGUAUACGACACCCAGGGUGGCUACGGGCACCUUAACGUCGUACUUAAAACCUAUGUCCUGGAGAGGCACGGUGAGGCACAAUGGAAAUCAAUUUUGAAAGAGGUUAACCAUAGUGGGCAGUUCCAGUCUUCUGAGAAACAUGACGACGCACUUACACAGAAGUUUAUAAACGCGGCGGUCCAUACCCUAGGUCUUAAACGGGAUGCCUUUCUUACAUUGGUCGGAGAGUUCUUUAUGGAGUUUUUGAAUAAGAACUCCUAUGACGAGCUUAUCCGAAACCUAGGCUCCAACACGCUUGACUUCGUUCAGAAUCUUGACUACGUACAGACGUAUCUGAAGGAAGAAUACCAGGAGGAGGUGAUGCCAAGCUUCCGGUGUGAGGGAGAUUCGGUUUCCGACAGGAUGACGCUUCACUACUACUCGGUCCGACCCGGAUAUAUUUGUUUUAUCACAGGGUUCCUAACCGCCGUAGCCAAGUCCCAGUUCGGUAUGCAGCUGACCACGAGUAUAAUAUCCAUUACUGCAGAGUCAGUAGCACAGGAGAGCGGAUACAGAGAACAUGUCAUCAUAAACAUCCUUGCCAAGAAGCCGGAAGAAAAACCUGACACGGAAGGCCCCCCUACAUUUGUAGCUCAAACACCAAAGAACGCGGAACGCCAGAUUCUUAAAACGGACGUGGAUGCAGUUCGUGCCCGCCUGGAAGAGAUCCUCAGGACUCAGGGAGAGGACGCACUCCCUCUCAACAAGUACCGUAGCGCAAAGGCGAAGUGGAAGGCCAUCGCAAAGAUCAGUCUCUUUUCCAGGGGAUUCGUGGCCAGCUAUCCUCAUCAGAGUGCAAUCAACCCCAAAAUGUUUAUAGAUGUCUUCCCGUACCAUCUAGUAUUUGACUCUGAUAUGAAACUGUACCAGACAGGCGUGCGACUACAGAAGAUGAUGCCGUCUAUUAGAAGCAGGAUGGCUAAGGUCACAGACUUCUUCACUCUCAAGUAUCCAAGAUGUACCGACUUCACUUUUGAAAACAUCAAGAAUUUCAUAAUGUGUCCAUUUAUCCUGGAAGUACAGAAAGACCGAUUGGCCAAAGACUUUUUGCAUUAUGGUCCAUUCCAGGUUAAAGGUCAGAUGUUCUUCCUGAUGGAUAGAAACUUCUUUUUCUUCAUCUGCUCCCCGGUAGUAAGAUCAUGGCCAGAUCUUGAGAAGCGGGAUAUGAAAAUGGCCGACAUACCUAUCUGGGACGCAACACGUGACUUCUUAUUGACUGACCUCACAUACAGAAUAGCUGCUGGUCAAACGACAGUGGUACAACAGGAUACCACACUACUGUUGGAGCAACAGAGGUUGAUGGCGUUAAGUAUAGAAGACAAAGAACAUGUGACCCGCCUACAGAAGGACCUAAAUAGUGAGAAAAACAGAAACGACAACUUGUACCAUGCCUUCCUCCCUCGACAAUUGGCAAACAUGAUCAGGGAAGGCAGAGUCUACCAAGGAGAAUAUUUUCCUGAGAUGACGGCCCUGUUUUGUGACGUAGUACAGUUUAUAAACCUGGUGUCUAACUGUAAGCCUUCGGACGUAGUAGGGGUCCUCAACUCGUUGUACACGAGGUUUGACAAGGUCACGAAAGUCCAUGACACUUACCGGGUGGAAUCUAUUGGUGACGCUUACUUCGUGGUGGCUGGAGUACCAGAAAAGAUCGACAACCACGCGGAGAGAAUCGCAAACACCGCCCUAGGGAUGAUGCACCUGUCCCAUGAAGUGGCAAACCCUAUGACGGGUGGGAAGAUCAUGAUACGAAUCGGCAUACACACCGGCUCUAUGGUUUGCGGUGUCGUCGGAACACGGCUACCCCGUUUUAUUGUUCUGGGUGAAACAGCUGUAGUUGCCUCUAAAAUGGAAAGUCACGGUGAACCAGGGAAGAUUCACAUCAGCCCGUCAACAUACAGGCUCCUGAAAGGUAAAGGCUUUACGAUGGAGGACAGAGGGCGAAUCGAACUGAGAGGUUUUGGACCGAUCGGGACAUUCUUUCUGACUGGCAACGAACACGCAGCAGAUGAUGACCUCGUAGGUAGGUCAAAAUUGACCAAUCAGGACAUCGCUUUCAUCAACGAAGGUCAUGCACAUGAUCACAAGAAAGCUAACCAGACACCGUCCUCUGGAGUUGGAAGCCGACCUCCUACCGGAGACAGCGAGUUUGCAACCUUUGCUUACUGA
Messenger RNA from Mizuhopecten yessoensis (Yesso scallop), 2289 nucleotides. Its product is annotated as guanylate cyclase soluble subunit beta-2-like. Lineage: Eukaryota; Metazoa; Mollusca; Bivalvia; Pectinida; Pectinidae. Gene Ontology annotation, biological process: response to oxygen levels; cGMP biosynthetic process. The record is from RefSeq and is a predicted model, not a curated record. The transcript is spliced from 13 exons. Gene Ontology annotation, cellular component: guanylate cyclase complex, soluble. Gene Ontology annotation, molecular function: guanylate cyclase activity; heme binding. The coding region runs from base 1 to 2289 and encodes 762 amino acids.